AGAUAGAUAGAUAGAUAGAUAGAUAGAUAGAUAGAUAGAUAGAUAGAUAGAUAGAUAGAUAGAUAGAUAGAUAGAUAUAAUGGACAGCCUGAAGGAAAGACAUACAGACAGACAAACAAACAGACAGACAGACAGAUAAUAAAUCAGUGCAGUGGGGAACACGUGACGAGCGUGGCGCACACUCUCUGUCUUCUCGUAAAGAGUCGCGUGCAUAGGGACACAGUCAUGUCUUUCGGACGCGCAUCACCUGUAGACUGUUACGGGACUUAAGGACAUUUUACUCAAUUUGCAUCAGAUUGUAGGCAACAGUUUACUUCCUGGGCUUGUUGACGUGGACAUGACGGUCAUUAUCAUUAUCCCGCCCGCUUCUGACUCACAGCCUAUUAAACUCUUUUGAAGGACUUGAAUGCUUUCCUCACAACUGCCAUAAUGAAAAAUGAGCAGAAUUACUCUAUAAUAAACAAAGAGCAGCAAGUUAUCGUCAGUAUCAAAUCCAUAGACGACAUUGGUUAUGAUCUCCAAGAUUCAAUGCUCCUGAAAGCUCUCAGUCCAGAGGAGAACACACAUUGUCGGCGAGGUCUGUACUUCCAGGAUGGCAAGAGACGGGUAGACUACAUCCUCACUUACCAGAUCAAAAAGACCAGUAGCUCAAGACGACAUACGAUACAUCUUAUUGACAACGCCUUUACUCGUACCCUGCGCCGUGGUCGAGGGCCACCGCUGCCCAAAAAUGACCCUGAAGCAGGCUCUCAUGCCCACAACAUGAACCACCACGAUGAUGACAAGUGUUUACGGCGUGAGGAGUUUGAGAUUAACCUGAUGGAGAUGGGCCUGGAGCUGGAGAGAGAAGAGGAGACAAAGACUCCUGGUGUCGGCUUUGUGAAGAUUCACGCUCCGUGGGGUGUUCUCUGUCGAGAGGCAGAGUUUAUGAAAAUGAAGAUGCCUACCAAAAAAGUUUAUGAGGUCAAGCAGAGUAGAGGUGUAUUGGAAAAGAUCACAACAUUCGUCACCAAACUGACAGAUCCCCUUCACCCAAACGUGGAUGAGCACAAAAUACACAACGUGAAGCAUCUUUCGUACCCAUACUCUAGAGAAAAGCAACAUUUAUUCGAUUUGUCUGACAGAGAUUCCUUUUUCGAUAGUAAAACAAGAAGUUCAUUAGUAUUUGAAGUUUUAAAACGAACCAAGUGCACAAAAGCUAAAUUUAGCAUGGGAAUAACUAGUCUACUGGGCAGCGGAGUUUAUACAGCAGCUUAUCCAUUACAUGAUGGUGAUGUUGCUGGAGAAAGCGCAGAGCCAAAUGACAGAAAAUUGCUGUAUGAAGAGUGGGCCAGCUAUAGUGUAUUUUAUAAGUACCAGCCUGUUGGUUUGAUCAGGAAGUACUUUGGAGAGAAGAUCGGUCUAUACUUUGCUUGGCUUGGGGUCUACACACAGAUGCUGAUCCCUGCCUCUUUAGUCGGGGUCUUUGUGUUCCUCUAUGGAUGUGUUACUGUUGAUGAUGACAUUCCUAGUAUGGAAAUCUGUGAUCCGCGAAAGAAUGUCACCAUGUGUCCGCUGUGUGAUCGAGUGUGCAGUUACUGGAAUCUGAGCACAGCGUGUGGGACAGCUCGGGCCAGUCAUCUGUUUGAUAAUCCUGCCACCGUCUUCUUCUCUAUCUUCAUGGCGCUGUGGGCUGCUUUCUUCAUGGAGCACUGGAAGAGACGGCAAAUGUGUCUGAACUAUGAGUGGGAUCUCACAGGCUUUGAGGAGGAGGAGGAAGCACUGAAGGAUCACCCACGAGCUGAGUAUGAAUUCAGAGUCAUGCAGAAAUCCCUAAAGAAAGAGCACAGAUCACCAAAGCCAGAGAAAGAAAAGCUGACCUUUAAAGACAGAUUUCCUGCAUACAUGACUAAUUUCAUCAUGAUGUUAUUAAUGAUUGGUGUUACAUUCGCAAUAGUGUUUGGUGUGAUUUUAUACCGGAUAUCAACCAAAGCUGCUCUUGCUAUGAGCUCAAACCCGAUGACCCGCUCGAAUGUGAAGCUGACAGUUAAAACCACAGCAGCCAUCAUAAACCUUGUGGUGAUACUCAUCCUUGAUGAGGUGUACAGCGCUGUUGCACGCUGGCUCACCAUCCUUGAGGUUCCAAAAACAGACAAGAGCUUUGAAGAGCGUCUGAUCUUCAAAACCUUCAUUCUUAAGUUUGUGAACGCGUUCACCCCUAUCAUAUACAUCGCUUUCUUUAGAGGCAGACUCGGUGGACGUCCUGGAAGUUACCUCUAUGUGUUUGAGUCCUAUCGUAUGGAGGAGUGUACUCAAGGUGGCUGUUUAAUGGAGCUCUGUAUUCAGCUCAGUAUCACCAUGCUGGGCAAACAACUCAUCCAGAACAAUCUCUUUGAGAUAGGCAUACCUAAACUGAAAAAGUUAAUCAGGUUCAUCAAAUCCAAAAGAGGAUCUUUCCAAGAGGAGGAAUAUGAGAAGAAGUUACAGCGUUAUGAGACAGAUUAUUUCUUGGAGCCGUUUGUUGGCCUUACGCCCGAGUACAUGGAGAUGAUAAUCCAGUUUGGUUUUGUGACUCUCUUUGUGGCAUCCUUUCCAUUGGCACCUCUGUUUGCUCUCCUAAACAACAUUAUUGAAAUUCGUCUGGAUGCCAAGAAGUUUGUUGCAGAGCUCAGACGACCUGUUGCAGCAAGAGCCAAAGACAUUGGAAUCUGGUAUAAUCUUCUCAGAGGAGUCGCAAAAGUGGCAGUUAUAGUCAAUGCAUUCGUGAUCUCCUUUACUUCAGACUUUAUUCCACGGCUGGUCUAUCAGUAUAUGUACAGUCCAGAUGGAUCAAUGCACGGCUUUGUCAACCACACUCUCUCAUACUUUAAUGUCAGUCACUUUCAGAACAGCACCUCACCGCUGGAGCCCUUAUAUCUGGGCUUUCAUGUGGACAUCUGCAGGUAUAAAGACUACAGAGAGCCUCCUUGGUCUCCAACACCUUACGAAAUCUCCAAACAGUUCUGGACCGUUUUGGCAGCCAGACUAGCAUUUGUCAUUGUCUUUCAGAACGUGGUCAUGUUGAUGAGUGAUGUGGUGGACUGGAUCAUCCCAGAUAUUCCCAAAGACAUCAGUUUACAGAUCCAUAAAGAAAAGGUCCUUAUGAUGGAUCUGUUUAUGAAAGAGGAACAGGGAAAGACACAGAGAGCGGAAAGUGGCUUUAAGGAGUCACUAACACGCUCCCGCUCCGUCUCUCACACACCCUACAAAAACUACUAACAUCAUAUAAAACUUAAUCGUUACAUUCCAGUGACGAACAAUAAACCAUAUCGCCAGUCUCCACUGCCUUUUCUCCCAUACUGUACACUACUUAUGUUUUUUGUAAUGUGAUAUUUCUUUUUGUAACACUAAAUUGAGAUUUUUUUCAUUCUGUCAGUGAACUUCAUGACAUGACAUGAGCUCCUCUUCACAUUGGUAAAUACAGUUGAUAAGAGUCUUGCUGAGCAAGUUAUACGUCAAAUGUUGAUAUGUUUAAAGUUUGCGAACAUGUCUCAUAUAGUGAUAGUUUAAAGUAACACUAUUUAUUAGCCCCCCUAAAAAUUAUUGAGGCUAUCUAUUGGCAUGGUAGCACAUUUUCAAAUUAAAUUCACAAUAACAAAAUGUAAUAGUGGUUAUACAGAAGUGUGUUUGGUUUCUCAAACAAGUUUAAAUAUGUGUAAAUAUUUUGUCCAGGGGGCUCAUUUAUAAAAUGCUGCGUAAAAACCAUCUUACGAUCACUUAACAAAGAUGCGUACGUGUGAUUCAUAAACUGAACGUACGCGCAGAAAACGCGCGUACCCCUUUUUGCCUACGCGCACUUUACGAUCAAAUCUGUUCGUACGCACGCUUUAUAAAUGAGGCCCUAUGAGUUUGAUUUAAAACACAAAAUAGAUGACAGUUUAAUGUCUUUUCAGUGCAUAUUCAAAUUCAUCAUUAUACAUUUAUUUCCCGGACAAGGCUUAAUCUAGUCCCAGAUUAAAAUGCAUGUUUGAGCUGCCUUAAUUUAACAACAUCUUGCACUGACAAAUCUUAACAUAUCAGUGCCAUUGUUUUGUCUCAAGAUGAACACCAGUAUUGUUUUUUAUGAAUUUCCUUAAGGUUCUAGUGUCUUUGCAGUUCUCAUACAAAUACACAGAUUUUUGCAAAUUAUAAAAAUGCGUUUGUCUAAAAACGUUGAAGAUAUCCAAGGGAUUUUUUUCUUGGCAGAGACCUGUCAUUUAGGCUUAUUCAGUUAUUAAUCACAUUUUCUUUAUCUACAUGAUACACAUUUGCAGAAUAUUUCAUUACACACUUGUAUAAUAGUUCAUUUUUAUACUGCCAUAAAUUAUUUCUACAUCUGACACUUUUCAUAUUUAGCUUUAAUUGAUAUCAAAUGUAUUGUGUGUCUGUAUUUUAUCAAAGCACCACAGUUAGGUACUUGACAUCUGUUUAUCCCAUCAUUCAUCCAAUUCAUACACAUAGACUGUAAUACUGCUAGGAUAUAUGCAAUACUUGUGUAUUUUUUAAACAAACUGAUAUUGUACAUUAAACGCCUCAGCAUUAUAAAGCAGUUAAAUGCUCUGUGCUUGGAUAUCUUUAAGGUCUUUAAAAGAGUAGAAUAGUUUUUAAAUAUUGAACAAUGUUACUUUUUUGAAACAAAGCAAAUGUGUUAAUUUUGAAGACUGAGGUAGGCAAAUGUAAAUAAUGACAAUACAGUAAAUGUCUGCUUCUUACACUAGAAACACUUUGUAUUUAGUGAAAUCAGCAGCAGUGUAGUCAUGUAACUAUACAGAACAUCUACAAUAAAGACUGCUUAUUUAA
This is a messenger RNA of Paramisgurnus dabryanus, 4797 nucleotides long. NCBI's taxonomy places the organism in Eukaryota, Metazoa, Chordata, Actinopteri, Cypriniformes, Cobitidae. The record is from RefSeq and is a predicted model, not a curated record.